AUGAAGUCUGCACCAUUACUCACCCUUUCCUUCUUCUUCCUCUUUGCCAUCACUACCAUCAACCUCACAUUAUCCUUCGCAGCCCCUUCUGAGAAAGUGGUAGACUCACAACAAAGUCCCGUUUCUUCUACUGCAAAAUACUUCAUUCUGCCAUUUUUCUCUGGCCCAGAAGGUGGUGGUGUAGCAUUAGGUCUUGCUGGCAACUCAACAUGCCCUGUUACUGUUCUACAGACUCCUGAUGAGUCUAACCAUGGCCAGGCAGUGACGUUCAGCCAACAAGGAACAAGCUCAGGUGCCAUCUUCACACAAAAAUCUUUGAAUAUUGCAUUCGUAGAUAAACCUUCGUGUGCUUCAUCUUCCAAAUGGGUGGUGGUUUCUGAUGAUUUCCCAGAGAAAUGGGUGGGAAUUGGUGGUGCUAGAGAUCAUCCAGGGAAGAAGAUAUUGACUGGAACGUUUAACAUUCAGAGAUUUGACGCGGGUUACAAGCUUGUGUUCUGUGCCAGCAGCAACACUUGUUUUAGCAUUGGGAGGCACAAUGAUGUGAAAGGAAGGCGUCUCGUGUUAAGCAAUAGACCCUUUCAGGUUUCGUUUAACAAGGAAUGA
Vigna angularis (adzuki bean) is the source of this 603-nucleotide messenger RNA. Its product is annotated as kunitz-type trypsin inhibitor-like 1 protein. The record is from RefSeq and is a predicted model, not a curated record. NCBI's taxonomy places the organism in Eukaryota, Viridiplantae, Streptophyta, Magnoliopsida, Fabales, Fabaceae. Gene Ontology annotation, molecular function: endopeptidase inhibitor activity. The transcript has a single exon. The coding region runs from base 1 to 603 and encodes 200 amino acids.